ACACACGGCCAGUGCGGCGCCGCUCGGACGUGUGUGUGCGCGCCGCCGCGGCAACAGACCGGAGCGGAGUGGCCGUGUCACUAGAGGCUCUUUUCUCCCUGCAGGAGGUUCUCAUCCCAACUGGACUACCUUCCAGUGUUUGUAGAGAAUGUUCUGGAAGGGAAUCAAACAAGUUUGCUGACUUUUUUGUUUUUUUUUGUUGGGUAUGUGUUUAUUUCUUUUUUUCCCUCUGACGCACUUACUCACUUUUUCCCACUCCUGGUGUACUUGCGUUCAUUUGCAAAGCGGGACCAGUACCAAAGUGAUGGGCUGUUGAUGGAGAGCCUUUCGAAUGUCAGCCGGGACAGUGGUCAUCGCAGGUGGAAUUCUGGCUGCCGUCAUCUUACUCACCAUUGUCGCUGUGCUGUGUUUAUGUAGAUUGCAGUACUACUGCUGUAAGAGGGAGGAGUCCGCCAAGGGGGAGGAGGAGGAGGAACCGGAGCUGUCCACCAUGUCACCUUUGCACCCCCUGGCUCUGUCGGCCCCCCCAACGCCGCCCACCCCGGAGCGUUACAGCGACGAACCUGAGACGUACACGCCCACCUUCCUGACGGAGGCCAACGGGCCCGCCAGCUUCACGCCACCGCCGCCCCUGCGCCGAUGCCAGCGGGCGCACGGCUUCUGUCCGGCCUGCGCCCGCUGCACGCUGCCCUUCUACCUGCACCACCCGGAGCGGCUCUGCAACGGGGCCCGAGGGGGCUGCGGCUACCGCAGCGUGCACCAGGACCUGGAGAUGCCCACCCCCGCUCCCGACCUGACCGGCUUCUACCGCAAGCUGGACCUCAUCCGCUCAAUGGCUACGCGAGAGGGGGUCACGCGCAGCGUCAGCACCGACGUGUAGGGGGCGUCGAUGGACCACCAACACGAUACUGAGGGCUUUCUUUCGAUAGCUCGGCGGUGGCAUCGUUCAGGAUUACCUCUCACAUGCAUCGGAAACGCUCUCGCGCACGACUGGGAUUUUGGGAAAUGCUCGCAUACGCUUCAGUUUGCUCACACAGACGACUAAACCAUUCUCAGUCACAACAGAUUUUUUUUGGGGGGGGGCACUCAAAUACGUAUAAAACAUAGACCAAUUUCUCUCCAACACACAUCAAUGAAAUACUCUCUUUCACGCGAUCACAACACUCAAGCGCAUUCCUGAGUAUUUGAGACCAUUAUAUGAGUGUUUCGCACUGCGUGUGAGCAGUAAUCCUAAAUUUUGUCCCUGACGGCCUCUCGUACUUUCCCAUGCCGCCAUGCUGGAUGUCUGCCUGCCACCUGACUUGGACAAAACUCUCAAUUCACCAAACCUUUAUUGACAUCACAGCUUGUUACAAGGGGGGUGAGGUCACCUUUUAACCUUCCUUGUAUGUUCCUUUCUUAGCAAUGUUGUUCACGGGUCAACACCAUGCAAAAUAAAUGUAAAGAAAAAAAAAAAGUUGAGUGAAAUUAAGUGAAAAAUGAGUAAGGCAAGUAAACAAGUUUAAUACUUUGAAAAUAAAAUCUGAAUAAGGGUGAAUUUGACCUGCUAUAUCGUUAAUCGUAAAAAAUAACAUGAAACGAAUGAAAGCAGCAGCAGAAGUUGAAUCUCUCUUUUUUCUUUUUCUUUUUUUUUUAAUGGCUCAAUUUGAACCCAAUAUAACCUCGGUGGUUCUUUUGGAAAGGCCCAUGAGAAUAUCGACUCCAUUAUUAAGUGUUUCUUAUAUGAAUAGCUGUUUUAUUCUAGCAUAGCAACGUGUGUAUCGUAUGUGUAAAUGAACUCUGACGUCACACCAUGUCACACACCUGAAAUGAUUGACCAACGUUAAUAUUAUACACAUUGUAACACUUUAAAAAAUACAAAAUGCUAAUGUGAUACCAUUUACAAUCUAAGACGUUGAGGCGUCAAGGAAAAAUUGCAUUUUAUACCCAGAGACAAUACAAUAAAUAUGAACUUACCACCCCCUCCUCAGAAAAAAAAUUGAUGUUUUUAAUAAAUAUUUUAUGAUACCUGAUGCCUGUUGUUAAUCCACCACGUUGUAAUUUCACCUCCAAUGUCCUACACAGUGACGCCUACAAUGUAACCCGGUGAUGCAGAGUGUAAACAUGAAAAGCCAGGCAGAGAGAACUGUACAUUUUGUUGACUUUAUUUUCAACAUUGUCUGUCCAUGCAUCAUACAAAGAGGUAUCCGUUAUAUUUGUAUCAAAGACAGGAAGUUAAACUCGUCUGAAUACAUUGCAAGUGUCAGGAGUCUCGCCUCCUCUGUCCAUCGUCUUUUUUUUUUGUUUUUUG
This is a messenger RNA of Syngnathus acus (greater pipefish), 2290 nucleotides long. RefSeq names its product protein FAM163B (gene fam163b). The record is from RefSeq and is a predicted model, not a curated record. NCBI's taxonomy places the organism in Eukaryota, Metazoa, Chordata, Actinopteri, Syngnathiformes, Syngnathidae. The coding region runs from base 332 to 880 and encodes 182 amino acids. The transcript has 3 exons.